Messenger RNA from Pseudozyma flocculosa PF-1, 747 nucleotides. RefSeq lists its product as uncharacterized. The transcript is spliced from 5 exons. The record is from RefSeq and is a predicted model, not a curated record. Gene Ontology annotation, molecular function: translation initiation factor activity. Gene Ontology annotation, cellular component: eukaryotic translation initiation factor 3 complex; cytoplasm. Bases 1 to 747 code for a protein of 248 amino acids. NCBI's taxonomy places the organism in Eukaryota, Fungi, Basidiomycota, Ustilaginomycetes, Ustilaginales, Ustilaginaceae.
AUGAGCGACUGGGAGAACGACGACGAGCCCGUCCCGCAGCCCGUCAAGGUCGGACCCGCCACCGGCGGCAGGAAGAAGUUCGACGACGAGGACGUCGAAGACCAGGUCAAGGACGACUGGGAGGAAGAGGACUCUGAGCCGGAGCAGAAGCCCGCCGUCGUGAUCCCGCCCAAGAAGAAGAAGACGGUCAAGCAAAAGAUUGCCGAAAAGGAGGAAGAGGAGAGGCGAAGGCUCGAAGAGGGCGGCGACGACGAGUCGGCCGAAGAGGACUGGGACGAGACGCCCGCAGACCGACGCCGGCGCGAAAAGGAGGCGCAGCUGCGCUCCGACGUCGAAAACGCCGCCACCCUGUUCGGCGCCUCGCGCAUCUCGGACGACGACCCCGUGGCCAAGAUCAAGUCGUCCAACCCGACGUCCAAGGAGGACUGGGAGGCCUUUUCCGACCUCAUCUUUGCGGAGCUCAUCAAGAAGCACGCCAGCAAGCCCGGCUUCGACAAGCACUUUGCCCCGCACCUCAUCAAGAACCUCUGCUCCGCCCUCCGCGACGUCGACAUCCGAAAGACGUCGACCAAGCUCAAGGAGUACGCAGAGGAAAAGGCAAAGGCCGAAAAGGAGGCAAAGAAGACCGGAGGUCAGAAGAAGGCCGCACCCAAGCCAAAGACGGUCGGCACCGCCAGCGCAAAGAACAUCAUCGACACAAAAGCAUACGGUGACGAGGCGCUCGAUGACGACCUCGACUUCAUGUAA